This is a messenger RNA of Lottia gigantea (owl limpet), 1677 nucleotides long. RefSeq lists its product as hypothetical. Gene Ontology annotation, biological process: sodium ion transmembrane transport. Gene Ontology annotation, molecular function: ligand-gated sodium channel activity. The transcript is spliced from 9 exons. The record is from RefSeq and is a predicted model, not a curated record. The coding region runs from base 1 to 1677 and encodes 558 amino acids. NCBI's taxonomy places the organism in Eukaryota, Metazoa, Mollusca, Gastropoda, Lottiidae. Gene Ontology annotation, cellular component: membrane.
AUGAAUUCAGGGCAAACAACUACAGCAUCGGAAGGACCAACAACUGUUGACCCCGGGCCCACGGGAUCCCCAAGUCCCGGACCAACAAGUGCAUCAUCAUCAGGGCAAACAACUACAGCAUCGCAAGGACCAAUAACUACAGGAGAUCCCGGACCAGCAGGUUCUGGAUCAACAAAUGCAUCAGCACCAGGCCAAACAACAACUGUUGAUCCCGGGCCAGCAGGAUCCCCAAGUCCCGGAUCAACAAGUACAUCAGCAACAGGCCAAACAACUACCGUAGCACAAGGGCCAACAACUACUGGAGGUCCUGGACCACCAGCUUCUGGAAGUCCUGGACCAACAGCUUCUGAAAGUCCCGGAAUAACAGCUACCCCAGGUCUCGGACCAACAACUAUGAAAAUGUAUUCAACAACUGAAAAACCAUAUGAACCAACAACUCAAAUGGAUACUGCAGACACAACGCUUACAGAAAUGGGGCAUGCACCUACAGAAACAUAUUAUGAAUCAAUGUCCGAUUACUUCAUAAAGCAAAGUUUUAAUCAAUGGGAUAUUCUGAACAAAACCAAUAGCACCAAUUUCUAUAAUACUCGUAAUUCGGAACUCGAUGCUGCUUUAAUGUACGCUCAAUUUUCUGCGAAGGUUUCCGAGGUUGAGGUAUUGAAAACAGGCCAUUUGUUGAAAGAUUUUAUGAUUAACUGCAAAUUUGCUGGUUAUCCGUGCUCACCGCAUAAUUUCACAGCUUUCCACAAUCAUAAAUAUGGCAAUUGUUACACAUUUAAUCACCCUGGAAAAACGAAUUCGGCGAAAACCAGAUUUGCUGGACCAUUGUAUGGUUUAACAUUAGAAUUAUAUUUAGAACAGAGCGACUAUGUACCAGCACUGUCCCAGGAGGCGGGUAUAAGGGUUGUCAUUCAUUCGAGAAAUGCCACACCCUUUCCCGAGGAUGAAGGUGUAUCAGUCUCCCCAGGGUAUGCAACCUCCAUAGGGCUACAAGCGGUUGAAAUGGUACGUUUAGGACCACCUCAUUCUGAUUGUGCCAAUAUUGGAACCACUGAUGAUCUGUAUCAACUUCAUUCUGCCUACGACUACAGUAAAAUAUCUUGUAUGAAAUCAUGCUACCAAGAACUCAUCAUAGACGAAUGUGGUUGUGAAUCUCCAGUUUACUAUGUAGUAAACAAAGCUGGUGUCUGUAAUAUGACCAAUGAGGACGAUGAAUGGUGUGUUUCAAAUAUAGAGAGUAUAAGACAAUCAGAGUAUAAAGGAUGCAAUACAAAAUGUCCUCAACCCUGUAUAGAGAGAAAAUAUGAUAAAUCUAUUUCUGCAGCUGAAUGGCCAUCCAAUAAUUAUAAGGAACAGCUAACAAGUCGUUUUCAAAGAAGUAGAAGCGAUUUUAUGGACAGCUUUUCUCUUGGGGGUGAUCAGUUAAAAGAUUUUGUUAAACUUCGGGUAUAUUAUCAAGAAAUGGUUUAUAAGAGUAUAGAAGCCACCAAAUCUUACGAGUCGAUGAAUUUAAUCAGUGAUAUUGGUGGACAGCUAGGACUGUGGCUAGGAUUGUCAGCUAUUACGAUUGGAGAACUAUGUAGUUUUAUUUUAUUGUUAGUUCGCGGAUUAUCGUCUAAAUUGUGCUCCAGUAAGACAACGCCAGUAGAAAAAGUUAAACUUGACCAAGUAUCAUAA